Messenger RNA from Oncorhynchus kisutch (coho salmon), 3264 nucleotides. Its product is annotated as mediator of RNA polymerase II transcription subunit 15-like. The record is from RefSeq and is a predicted model, not a curated record. The coding region runs from base 102 to 3011 and encodes 969 amino acids. Lineage: Eukaryota; Metazoa; Chordata; Actinopteri; Salmoniformes; Salmonidae. The transcript has 5 exons.
AGGAGCAACCAAAAAAGCUUGCAGAUACAGCAUAAGGGAUAUUAUGCUAGGGCUUAUACCAGCCAUUAGUUCUGAAUACUGGGGAGCUUUUGAGGUGAAAAAUGGCCGUGAUGAUUGGAAUCGCUUUCAGAGUUUCUUGGCUUUGUUGCCUGCUAAUUGGCGGGAUAACCUGUUCUACAUCAAGCUGGCAUUUUACUUUUUCUUUAUCUAACCUAGGUGAUGGGUAUCCUGCACCAGGUUCUGAUGCAGCAUGGCUCUAUACAGGCCCACUUAGGUCUAAAGGAUAUGGUAAUUACAACUCUCCAACAGCUCAAUUGCAAGCGCAGCUGACCGAAGAGCAACAGAAACAUCUGGCAGCCAUUCUGCAAAAGCAACUGGCCCCCAUGCCCCAGGCACCUCAGAAAAUGUGGUAUCCAACUCAAAUGCCCCAGAAGCAACCAGUUACUGAACUUCAGCAUCAGAAGGAACACGCCUCCAUACCCCAGCUACCUCAGCAAGUGUGGUAUCCAGUUCAAAUUCCUCAGCAGCAAAAGCAACCAGCUACUGGUCCUCAGCAGCAGACGGAACUGACCACCAUGCCCCAGAAGCAACCGGCUCCAAUGCCUAUACCGCAGAAACAACCAACAGCUAUGUGUCAGAAAGCAUGGUAUCCAGCUCAAAUGCAGCAGAAGCAACCGGCCACCGUGCACCAGCAACUGUGGCAUCCAGCUCAAUUGCCCCAGCAGCAAAAGCAACCGGCUACUGAACCUCGGCAGCAGAAGGAACCGGCCUCCAUAACCCAGCAACCUCAGCAAGUGUUGCAUCCAGCUCAAAUGCUGCUGAAGCAACUGACUGCCAUGCCCCAGCAAGUGUGGUAUCCAGCUAAGACCCAGAAGCAACUGGCCGCUGAUCCUCAGGAGCAGAUUGAACUGACCGCCAUGCCCCAGCAACCUCAGCAAGUGUGGUAUCCAGCUCAAAUGCCCCAGAAGCAACCAACCGCUGAACCUCAGUGGCAUCCAGCCAAAUUUCCCCAGGAGCAACCCGUCCAAAUGCGUCAACUGCAGAAGGAACUGACCGCCAUUCCACCACAACUGUGGCAAUCCGCUCAAAUUCCCCAGCAGCAUAAGCAACCGGCUGCCAAGCUUCAGCAAGUGUGGCAACUGGCCCCCAUUCCCCAGCAGCCUCAUGACGCGUGGUAUCCAGCUAAAAUGGUCCAGAAGCAACAAGCAGCUGCAACUCAGCAGCAGAAGGAACUGACCACCAUGCCCCAAGAGUGGCAUCCAGCUCAAUUUCCCCAGAAGCAACCAGCCCUAAUGCUUUUACCGCAGAAGGAACUGACCGCCAUACACCAGCAACCUCAGCAAGUGUGGUAUCCAGCUAAAAUGCCCCAGAACCAACCAACCACUGAACCCCAGCAGCAGAAGCAACCGACCGCCUUGGCCCAGCAAAUGUGGUCUCCAGCUCAAAAGCCCCAGCUGCAGAAGCAACCGGCUGCUGAACCUCAGCAGCAGAAAGAACCGGCCACCAUGCCCCAGCAAGCAUGGUAUCCAGCUCAAAAGCCCCAGCUGCAGAAGCAACCGGCCGCUGAACCUCAGCAGCAAAUUGAACCGACCGCCAUGCCCCAGCUACCUCAGCAAGUGUGGUAUCCAGCUCAAAUGCCCCAGAAGCAACCAACCGCUGAACCUCAGUGGCAUCCAGCCAAAUUUCGUCAACUGCAGAAGGAACUGACCGCCAUUCCACCACAACUGUGGCAAUCCGCUCAAAUUCCCCAGCAGCAUAAGCAACCGGCUGCCAAGCUUCAGCAAUUGUGGCAACUGGCCCCCAUUCCCCAGCAGCCUCAUGACGUGUGGUAUCCAGCUAAAAUGGUCCAGAAGCAACAAGCAGCUGCAACUCAGCAGCAGAAGGAACUGACCACCAUGCCUCAAGAGUGGUAUCCAGCUCAAUUUCCCCAGCAGCAGAAGCAGCCAGCCCUAAUGCUUUUACCGCAGAAGGAACUGACCGCCAUACACCAGCAACCUCAGCAAGUGUGGCAUCCAAUGCACAUUCCCCAGCAGCAACAGGAACUGGCCACCAUACCCCAGCAAGUGAGGUAUCCAGCUCAAAUGCCCCAGAAGCAUCUGGCCUCCAUGCCUCUACCACAGAAGCAACCGACCGCCAUGCCCCAGCAAGAGUGGCAUCCAGCUCAAAUGCCUCAGCAGCAAAAGCAACCAGCUACUGAACCUCAGCAGCAAAUUGAACCGACCGCCAUGCCCCAGCCACCUCAGCAAUUGUGGCAUCCAGAUCAAUUUCUCCAGGAGCAGAAGCAACCAUUCACUAUGCAUCUACCGCAGAACGAACUGACCGCCAAUCCACCACAACUGUGGCAAUCCGCUCAAGUGCCCCAGCAGCAUAAGCAACCGGCUGCCAUGCUUCAGCAAGUGUGGCAUCGGGCACAGAAGCAACCGGCCCCUAUGCCCCAGCAGCCUCACGACGUGUGGUAUCCAGCUAAAAUGGUCCAGAAGCAAGUCGCUGCGGUGACCGCCAUGCCGCAUACGCAUCAGCAAGUAUGGCAUCCAGCUGAAUUUCCCCAGCAGCAGAAGCAACCGGCCUCAAUGCCUCUACCGCAGGAGCAACCGACCGCCGUACCCCAGCAAGUGUGGUAUCCAGCUCAAAUGUCCCAGCAGCGGAAGCAACACACUGCCAUGCCACAGCACCAACUGACCCCCAUGCCUCAGCAAUUAUGGCAUGUAGCUCAAAUGCCCCAGAAGCAACUGGCCCCAAUGUCUCAGCAGAAUCACUACGAAAGCACUGAUGAUGGUGCCUCUAGUAGCACUCAGGCCAGCAUCGUUGAACAGUCGGGUGUCAUCCCAAUCUAUUCCUACAGUUCCAAAUCGCACUACGGGAAUGGCAGGACUGUAUUCUCCCUAACCCGCUACACUCCUAGGGACGCUAUGCCUGUUGACAGUGGAAAUGCUCCCAAGGACAGUUUUGUUCGUACUGGUGCACCAAGCGUAUAUCCAUCACUAGUGAAGGAUUCUGCAAGGAAAAUGUAAUGGAUUCAUCCUCUAGAAGCUAAUGGAAGUAUCUGGUGCUCUUGCUACUCUAGCGUGAGGGAGUACAUGAACAGUGCUACUUUCAAAAAUGUCUCUGUGAAAUAAUGGUUCUCAUGUCCAUUGCUUGCUAAUUGAGAACAGGUGGUGUGCAGUCUGUAGUAAAAAUGACUGCCCAGUUAAUUCUUUGGUUUUCUAGUCUUUUACCUUUGCUACUGGCUGUUCAAAAUAAAAGCUUGGGUCUACAUUUGUCAAG